AAGAAUUGACUUUCGCUAGUGUAUGCUUUCUCCCCCAUCGUCCGCAAGACGAACUUAUAAAUGCACUUCAGAGCCCGCCGAUUUGAAAUAAUAUGUAAUAGUAGUUCAGUUCGAUUGGGCUGUGAUUUGUGCGGUUUUUUUUGGUGUAAUACAAAAAGGCUUUGUUUUCUAGAAGAUGUCUCGCUGGAUCCAUCUCCUGAUCUUUGGUGCAGCCAUAGGCGUAGCAAAAUCCGCCAGUUUUGUUAAGUUAGUUAUUUUAGCAGGACUGGGAUUGGCUGGUUUAUGGAUGGUUCACACUCUUGCACAAGAUUUCUCCAAUAUAACUCAAAAUGGUUUCGGUAGCGCGGGCGAAGAUCACGGCGGUGGAGCAAAAUUAUUUAACGAUCAAGAAAUCAAGGUAUUUAAACGGUCCAUCCAGAACCAGAAAAACGAGCACCGGAUAAACUGGGAAAUGGUUAUCAAAAGGGAUCCUGCAAGUUGUGCCAGAAGUUUCAUUUGCCAGUUGGCUGCUACUAAGGAAGCGGAUUUGACAGAUGAGGAGAAAAUUAUACUAAAUUUGACGAGGACGGCAGCUACAGAUGAAACUUGGGCAAGCAAACAGCUAAAUGAGGCAUUGAAAAACGGAAAAUCGAUCACGUAUCCAUAUCAGUGCAUGAAAAUGUACAAAUUCUGUCCAUAUACCAAACGAAUGAUGAUGACCCUCAUUCGGGUGUUCGGAAAUAGAUAAGAAUGACAACAAAGAAUUUGUACAUAAAUAUUGACUUUUUUUUAUUAUUUAUUGUAGUAAUUUCUCUUUUGGUAAAAAAGGGACGUAUUGGACGUAUAAUACUUAAAAUAGUUAGAAAAAUAAAAACAA
This is a messenger RNA of Anthonomus grandis grandis, 856 nucleotides long. RefSeq lists its product as uncharacterized. The transcript is spliced from 4 exons. NCBI's taxonomy places the organism in Eukaryota, Metazoa, Arthropoda, Insecta, Coleoptera, Curculionidae. The record is from RefSeq and is a predicted model, not a curated record. The coding region runs from base 176 to 727 and encodes 183 amino acids.